GCCUACAGAAGGAAGACAUAUAGUAUUACAUUUGGCUUUUAGCAUGGCUGUUGUAGUCGCUAGCUUUGGCCUCCAGACAGUGACUGAGAGAAUCACUAAGGCAAAGCACAUCCAGUUUGUGAGUGGGGUCUAUGUCCUUACCUACUGGCUUUCUGCUCUCCUGUGGGAUCUCAUCUACUACUUCAUUUCCUGCUGCCUACUGCUGGGAGUGUUCAAGUACUGCGAACUGGGUGCAUUUGUGGAAGACUACAACUUUCUGGACACAAUGCUGAUCUUUAUGCUGUAUGGUUGGGCUACUGUUCCUCUCAUGUACCUGGGAAGCUACCUAUUUUCUAGUAGCACUGCUGCCUACAUCAAACUCACCCUCUUUAACUACUUUUCAACUGUGUUCAGCAUCAUCGUUGAUACCAUAAUGCACCUCCUUGGUAAGGACUUUCCACACUUUCCCUUUUCUCCAGGAAAUAUAUCUCUGCAUGAAGUGGUAGAACUUUACCAAAAGAGCUUCCAGACUCAUUCCCUAACUUUAGGUGUUGGCCUUACACAAAAGGAAACAGAGUGUGUGGACCAAGCACAUUCUUUUGCAGUCUUCUCCAAGAAGUGGUAUUAUGCCUGUUACAACUUUGCAAUGAGUGUCAGCAAAUUCUUUGAUGACUAUGAAGUAAAAAGACUGUGUACCCAAGAAAUUCAAAACGUCUAUGUGGACUGCAGGAAAAAAUGUGUUGGUACCAAAGGAAGUCCACCUGCAACAGAUGAAAAGCUGAGAGUUAUUAGUAGGAAAUUGAAAGCCAAGUGUGAGAGUCCAAGAGCCUCUUUGGUAGCAUUUCCUGCCAUGAAAGGGCAGAGAAAACUGAGUACUCAGAUCAAGGCUAAAGAGCCCAUGCAUGUAAUCAGCGAAUAUGUGGAUGAAAAUGUAGAAAAUGAAAGGAAGAAAGUCUUGGCACAGUCUCCUAAAUUGAAGAAUAACCCACUGCUUCUCAAAGAUCUUGUGAAGACUUAUUAUAAGUAUCCAGCUGUAAAGGCUGUAAGAAAUGUUUCCCUUGUCGUAAAAAAAUCUGAAUGCUUUGGAUUAUUUGGAUUAAAUGGAGCCGGAAAAACCACUGUAUUGAAAAUGUUAACUGGAGAUGAGACCAUAAGCUCUGGAGUUGUAUUAAUUGAUGGCAUUAGCCUCAUUGAAAAUAUCAGAAAGGUUAGGUCAAGAAUUGGCUAUUGUCCUCAAUCUAACCCUUUGCUUAACCACCUGACGGGCUGGGAAUUGCUGAUCAUGUAUGCCAGGCUGCAGGGGGUCCCUGAGCCAAAUAUCUGCAAGUAUGUAGAAAUCUUUUUGCUUUCAAUGCACCUAGAAAACCAUGCUGACAAGUUUGUCUACACAUACAGUAAAGAAAACAAACGUAAAUUGAGUAUUGUCGUUGCCCUAAUGGGAAAGUCCUCAGUUGUCUUCCUGGAUGAGCCAGCUUCUGGCAUGGACUCCAUUGCCAGGCGCCUGCUCUGGGACACAGUAACGUGGAUGUGUAAAGCUGGCAAGACUGUCAUCGUAACUUCCCACAGGUAACAUUGUAAACCAGGAGUAUCGAGGAAUUAUUUACUACCACAUUUCCAGAAAUGAAAUCUGCUGGGGAAAGGUGUUUAAUAUUUUGGAAGAAGCUAAAGUGCUAUUCAACUUAGAAGACUAUUCUAUCAGUCAGAUAACACUGGAACAAGUCUUUCUGGCCAUUGCUAAUGAUAAAAUGGAAAGUGAUCAAGGAGUAAAGCUGCUAUAAAAUUAAGUUGCAAUAAGUGACCUUUAUGUAUUUCUUAAACUGCUGCCUGCAACUAAGUACAUA
Myotis davidii is the source of this 1820-nucleotide messenger RNA. Its product is annotated as ATP-binding cassette sub-family A member 3-like. The transcript has 12 exons. The record is from RefSeq and is a predicted model, not a curated record. The annotation marks the transcript as partial. NCBI's taxonomy places the organism in Eukaryota, Metazoa, Chordata, Mammalia, Chiroptera, Vespertilionidae. Gene Ontology annotation, biological process: lipid transport; transmembrane transport. Gene Ontology annotation, cellular component: membrane; intracellular membrane-bounded organelle. Gene Ontology annotation, molecular function: ATP binding; lipid carrier activity; ABC-type transporter activity.